AAGACUUCUACAGAAGAACCUUUCAUAGAAUUGAACAAGGUGGAUCGAAGGCAUGGAAAGAGGCCUCUCCCUUCUGAUCAUGCAUCAAGGGAGAAUAGGGAAGGUUUCAACUUCCCUAGCCAACAAGGGGAGGAAGAACCUUCUUCAUUCCCCUUUGUUCAACAUCCAAUCAAUACUGCAGAUGAUAGCACCCCUUCUACAUAUGGCCAAAUACCCACUUCUACCUUGAUUGAGACACAGGACCCAUCUCAGCACCCUUUAAAUCAAGGGAGAAAAAGACACUAUCGUGGAGUUCGGCAGAGACCGUGGGGGAAAUGGGCUGCCGAAAUCCGCGACCCUAAAAAGGCUGCUAGAGUGUGGCUUGGCACGUUUGACACGGCAGAGGCUGCAGCUGCUGCUUAUGAUGCUGCUGCUUUGAAGUUCAAAGGAUCCAAAGCAAAGCUCAAUUUCCCUGAACACCUUCUUCUUGCUUCAAUACCACCUUCUUCACCUUCAUCUUCACCUUCACCUCAAACUAUUAACACCAAUAACAGUUAUUAUGCUUCUUUUUCUUCACCUCUUGCACCUCAUGCACCAACACCAUCACCACCACCACCACUUUAUCAACCACAACCCUUACCAUCACAGGAAGAAGCGUUUCCAAACCUAAUGCAGUACGCACAGCUUCUUUGGAGUAGGGACGAUGAUGAUCUACAACGUGUUGCUUCAGGCCUUCACCAUGACUCUUUCUACGAUUCCAGUUCUUCAACUUUGUUCUCUUCCUCCUCCACUUCUUCUGUUGUGACUGAAUCUGAUCAACGGAUUGGAGGUGACACCAGUGGCUUCAAGGAUUCUUGCUUUUCUAGAGGGAGUGAUUUUCAUGCCAAGAAUUGAACACAAUGCUGUGCUGUGUGUUCAAAACCUAGCUGCUUUUUCUGUCUAUUGGUUUCAUAAUUCAAAUAAUGGUUCUUUUACUUCAGGUAAA
Messenger RNA from Vigna unguiculata (cowpea), 964 nucleotides. RefSeq lists its product as uncharacterized. The record is from RefSeq and is a predicted model, not a curated record. Gene Ontology annotation, biological process: ethylene-activated signaling pathway; regulation of DNA-templated transcription. Lineage: Eukaryota; Viridiplantae; Streptophyta; Magnoliopsida; Fabales; Fabaceae. Gene Ontology annotation, molecular function: DNA binding; DNA-binding transcription factor activity.